GACAGCAGAAUAUGCGGGGUACAAUUUCCUUAUCGCAUGGAUCUCCCUGCCGACCCCCUAAGCGACUUAGUUGCUGCACUAGCGCGCUCAGCUGUGAGCUCUCGCGAUCGCUACCACACGCGCCGUUGAUGACAUGUAGCGCUGCCAAGCACACCCGAUUCGAGUAGUUCAGGCCGAUUGGCUCGCUAUCCGUGAAUCCGAGGAUCUGAGCGGAUUCCGUCCAACUUUAAGUCCGAGUAGAUUCCGUCGCAUUCCGAUCGGAUUCGGCCCGGCGAUGUUGAACCAUCCGUCGCGCGUGUCGUCGGCGACAGCAUGGACGUUGAAUGUCGUCAGCUCGGUCGCCAUCAUUCUCGUCAACAAGCAAGUCAUGACCGGCUACUCAUUCGUCUACGCCACCACUCUGAGCGGUCUGCACCUCUCCUUCGCCACUCUCGCCGGGCUCCUCUGCCUCUGCCUUGCGCGCUUCUUCCCUCCCCCCUCCCCUCCCUCCCCCGCUCCGCUGUCCUCCGCCUCUCUGCUCCCCUCUUCCGACCCCCCCCCGCCCCGAGCCCUGCGCUGCCGACAUGGGAGGUGAUUCGCUUCACUCUGCUCUCCAACGUCUGCGUUGCCUCCACCAACUUCGCCCUCCUCGCUAAUUCUGUUGGAUUUUACCAGAUCAGCCGUCUGGCCAUCAUUCCUCUCACCUGCGUGUUCGAGACCAGCUUACACGGCAAGGCCUACUCGCCCUGCACGCUGCUAUCCGUGCUGGUGGUGCUGCUGGGGGUGGCCGUAUGCACGGUCACCGACGUCACUGUCACUGCGGCCGGCCUUGCCGCAGCUGCUGCCGGAGCUGUCUCCACCUCACUGCAGCAGAUUUCAGUGGGCGAGUUGCAGCAGCGCUACGCACUGGACUCCUUCGACCUCCUCAUUCGGACCGCUUACCUCCUCAUACAUCUCCUCUCCCAUCGGUGGGCGAGUUGCAGGCAGCGGUACGCCCUGGGCUCGUUUGACCUCCUCACUCAGACCGCCCCCCUGCAAGCUGCCUCCCUGCUACUGCUGGGACCCGCUGUGGACUUCCUCCUUACAAGCCAAAGCGUUUUCCACUACACUCUCACCAUCGAUGCCACUGCGUGCAUCCUCCUCUCAUGCAUCCUCGCCCUGCUCACCACAGUCAGCGUGUACCUGUGCAUAGGAAAGUUUUCAGCAGUGUCGUUCCAGGUGCUGGGCCACAUGAAGACCAUCGCCAUUCUCCUGCUGGGCUGGGCCGUCUUCAAAGACCCCCUCACUCCCAAGGUGCUGUUUGGUAUGCUGCUAGCCGUUGCAGGGAUGGUGCUCUAUAGCUGGUCCGUGGAGUGGGAGAGGCGGGAGAGGAGGGAGAGGGAAGAGGGGGGGGAUGAGGAGGAUGGGUCUGGAGCAAUUGGUGAGGGGGGUGCACCAGCAGGGGUGUUGGUGGGAGUGUAGGUACACCUAGAAUGAAUGGGACUACACCUUUACUGCAAACAGAAAAGGGUAAUAGUGGGUAUGGAUGUGGGCUAAAUAGUGUUGCUACAAGCAGCGUUGGUACGACGAGCAAUGCUGAACAAGAAGGAUGACUAUGUCGCAGAUGUAUGUUCUACUGGCGUUUGUAAGGCCACCUGAUAGGCAGCAAGAGUCAAGAGACAUUUGAUGCUGCCACGGACUUCAAAACGCAUUUCAGGGACGACUGGAGGAGCCGGGGGAGGCUUUGAGCCAUUCCUUAAGAUGACUGGGACGCUUCUACAACGAGCACCCAGUCUUGAAUGCUGAGGAGAACCUUGAAAUGGCAGGGUGGCUACAGUAUGGCCUGGUCUGGUCAUGGCACAGAGCUCAGUCAGCGCAUGUGCAAGGUCUAACCGUUGUUGUUGCCAUUGUUGUUUAAUUGGUUAUACGGUAAGCUCUAACGUGGCCUAGUGGAUUCUUAUUUCCAAGCAUUGUGAUACACUAGCACCUUGAUGCCAUGGCUGUAU
Molecule: messenger RNA, 1964 nt
Organism: Closterium sp. NIES-67
Lineage: Eukaryota; Viridiplantae; Streptophyta; Zygnematophyceae; Desmidiales; Closteriaceae
Source: the annotation of a GenBank genome assembly